This is a messenger RNA of Olea europaea var. sylvestris, 887 nucleotides long. RefSeq names its product DEAD-box ATP-dependent RNA helicase 58, chloroplastic-like. The record is from RefSeq and is a predicted model, not a curated record. The transcript is spliced from 6 exons. The annotation marks the transcript as partial. NCBI's taxonomy places the organism in Eukaryota, Viridiplantae, Streptophyta, Magnoliopsida, Lamiales, Oleaceae. Gene Ontology annotation, molecular function: RNA binding; ATP binding; RNA helicase activity.
CAGGCGGAGCCCCCUGCAAUUGUGAUUGCAACCUUGGGAAGUCUAUCCCAAAUGCUUGACAAGCAAAUUUUCAAGUUGGAUGCCAUGCGAGUGUUGGUUAUUGAUGAGGUUGAUUUUAUGUUCAACUCUUCGAAACAAGUUAGUUCUCUGCGGAAACUUUUGACCAAUUACUCAUCAAUUUAUAUGCGUCAAACCAUAUUUGCUAGUGCUUCAAUUCCCCAGCACAGACGAUUUCUGUACGACUGUAAACAGCAGAAAUGGACCAAGGCUGAUGUUGUUCAUGUCCAUGUGAAUCCUGUUGAACCUAUGCCAUCAUGCUUGUAUCACAGAUUUGUGGUAUGUGGUAAGACAGAGAGGUAUUCAUCAUUGCUACAUCUAUUGCAGUCAGAUACACCUCAAUCUGCCAUAAUUUUUGUUGGAGAGCAAUCUGAGAAGUCAAAGAAUGCUGGAAAUCCAGCACCCACGACUCUUCUAGUUGACUUUUUGAAGACUUCACACAUGGGAUGCUCGGAGAUAAUUUUACUGGAGGAAAAAAUGAAUUUCAAUGAACGAGCAACAUCCUUAGCUGAUGUUAAACUAGGAGGCGGCUAUCUUCUAGUUGCAACAGAUAUAGCAGCUAGAGGUGUUGACCUGCCAGAGACAACUCAUAUAUACAACUUUGAUCUACCAAAAGAUGCAGUGAAUUAUCUUCAUCGUGCUGGAAGAACAGGUAGGAAGCCAUUCUCGGCUAGUAAAUGUUUUGUUACCAGCAUUAUAACAUCAGAAGAACGUUUCGUAUUGCAGAGAUUUGAAAAUGAAUUGAUGUUUCAUUGCGAAGAGCUAUUGUUGUAAAUGAAAUUUAUCUUUCUCAAUUUUGUACUAAAUUUAGUUAUUCUGUUCUUCUUCAC